CAAUUUUGUCAACAAGUUAGAAGAGGAGAGCGUGAUGCUAACAUGCGCCUGGUUAGCCGUAGUGCCACACGUUGUCCAAUCCUUCGCCACUGGCGUUCUCUCAGUUUACUGCUAGAUUUGCUGAAAUAACGUUAUCUUCUAAAAUUCGAGUGAAAUGGCACUGAACUGCUCUUCCACUAAUGUUGCUACUUCAAGAGCUUCCAUAAGCCGUUCUCUGCCUUUCCAGUCCAGGAACCCUAAUGUUUCCUUUCCUCUGAAUUUGUCCUCGUCGCUAAAUAGAUCUCCAAAGCCAUUCCUGCGCGUUUCUGCCGAUUCGACUCCGAAAGCGAGAUUCGUUGCCCGUCGGAAGGAGUCGGUAUCGGUCCGGCAACUUGGGCGCCCUCUAAUUGAGUAUAUGAGCUUGCCGGCUAGUCAAUACUCGGUGUUGGAUGCGGAGAGGAUAGAGCGAGUGGACGAAAACACGUUUAGGUGUUACGUAUAUAGGUUCAAGUUCUUUGCUUUUGAGGUUUGCCCUGUUUUGCUUGUUAGAGUUGAAGAGCAGCCUAAUGGUUGUUGCAUUAAGCUCUUAUCAUGCAAGCUUGAGGGCUCACCUAUGGUGGUUGCACAGAAUGAGAAGUUCAAUGCUUCUAUGGUGAACUAUAUCUCAUGUGGCAGCAGUCAAAGCAACUCAUCAGUGCAACAACUUACUUCCGAUGCAGUCAUUGAGGUUAACAUUGAAGUCCCUUUUGCAUUUGGUGCAAUUCCAGUCCAGGCAAUAGAAUCAACUGGGACAAGAAUACUUGAACAAAUACUUGGUCUUAUGCUUCCGCGCUUUAUGGCACAGCUUGUGAAAGACUACCAAGCAUGGGCUAGUGGUGACACCUCAAGGCAGCCUCUUGGAACUGGUAAGAUUUGAGAUUUUAGAUUUGAGGAAGCAAAACUUGCUAGUGCGGUAUUUGAAUCUGCAAAUCUUCUUCAGUUCAGUAGUCACAUGUUUACAGAGUACAAUUCUAGGCCUACCUUUUCGUGUCGUUCCAAUCCAAAGCUAGUCCUAGAUCUCGAUUUGUGAGGAAAGGUAAUAUGAUUAUUCAAGCAGUGAUUUACUUGUAUCUUCUUGCUGCCAAAAAAAGCCAGAAUCAGCAUUUCAUCCUGUGGAUGAUUUCGUGCGGUUGCUCUCAUGAGCUCUUCCUAAAAUUUUGAACCUUAUAUGUGUUUUAAUAUUUGCUAGGUUGAUAAUAUGUCAUUAGUUGUGAAUAAUAGAAUGUUUUUAAGAUUGAAGUAAUUGUUGUUUCUUUGGAUCAGAAUUUCAAGAGCACCUUACAUCUGCAAAGCAUAAAUGUAUUUGUAUUUCAAAUGUGGGAACUGCUUACUUACAUUG
Molecule: messenger RNA, 1357 nt
Organism: Manihot esculenta (cassava)
Lineage: Eukaryota; Viridiplantae; Streptophyta; Magnoliopsida; Malpighiales; Euphorbiaceae
Exons: 6
Coding region: 155-895 (246 amino acids)
Source: RefSeq, a predicted model, not a curated record